AAAAGGAAGCGCCGGAGGAGCGCAGCGGCGGGCGGCGGGACGCGAGCGGCGGGGUGUGGGGGCUGCCUGCUGGGCGGCCGGGCGCGGCGAGCCCAGGGAGGCAGCUUCCAUGGAUCAAAGGGAAUGCGAGGACCCUGCCCAGACAGACGUGGGCCACCCUCAGCACCGACAACUUACACCACGAAGAUAGCAGAGCCGUCCACGGGAUGGGAAAACUGAGGCCCUGAGUGGUAAGCCAGUCCACACGUCUGCUAAGAGGCAGUGCUGAGCAUGGAAGACUGUCCAGGGAGAGGUCAAAUGCACUGCCUGGCAGGAAGCUUCCUGAAAAAGACACCUAUCGUAACUGAGAGAAAAGGUCCCCCCACUCCAUUAAAACUGUCCCGCUCCCCUUCCUGCGCUUUCCUGACUACACUCAGGUGUACGUCAGGGAUAGUUGUCCUGGUGGGUCUGUGCCAUCUGAAUGGCUCCCUUCAGAGUUGCUGUUUGUCUGGGCUCCAUAGCAGACCUGAGUUGGAAGGCUACCUCUGUCACUUACAGACUGUGUGUGGUCAGGCACAUUACUCUCCCUCUGCGCCUCAGUUUUCCCAUCUAUAAAAUGAGGAUGAAACAAUGGACACCUCCUGAGCUUGUUGUGAGGAUUCUGGGCUUACCAGAUCGGUUGUCAGUCUCUAAACGGGGAGUUGUUCGAACCGUGGGUGUUCAGUCACCUCAAGAGACCAAGCUCCUGGCUGGGUCCCUGUACUAGUGACUGGGGCUGCAACAAAGAAUCUACUGGAGCUCCCCACCUGUUUGAGGAUUCAUUUCCUUCCUCAGGGUCCCCAGGAUUGGGCAGGAACAGGGAGGGCCCAGAGGCUUGCUGGCUUCAGCUUCCUCCCUCUCCCCCUGAAGACCCUACCCUGCCCCACAUCCACCUGAAACUUGGCUCUGCCCUCUCCCCCCACCAUGCCCUGAGGCCAGUGCCCUGCACUGCGCCCACUCCUACCCUGUCCCCUCUUCAGAUGUUCUGAAUUUAUUGACUCCCUACUGUGUGCAGAAGAUUGCCGUCCUCAAGGAGCUUCUGGUUUCCCCAGGUGAUGAGGCUGAGUAUAGAUGAUGAUACCAGCUAAAACUGACUGCCCGUCCCACUUUAAAACCAUUACAUUUCAUUGACUUCCUAGCAGCCCUGGAAGGUAGUCACCAUUUUAUAUGUGAGGAAUCUGAGACUGAGAGCCAGUGAGGAGCUUGCUGGAGGUCUUGCAGUGAGGCUGAAGCAGAGCCUGGGCUCAAAGCUUGGUCUCCAGCUCAUCCAGACUUAACGCCUCCUUUCCUCCCUCUUCCCAGCAAGAGCCAUGCAAGAGCAGAAGCCACUUUGUGCUGGGAGGCAGGCACCUGGCCAUUCUCCUGUUGGGGCCCUGGAUUUGGCAUCUGCACCCCCUCUCCUGAUUUCUCCCAACAUUCCAUCCAAGAGGGGCAGUGAGACGGGAACAUAGGUGUAGCUAGAGGUGACCCCUUGGGACAGAUCACCUGCACAAGGAUUAGCCUGUGCUGGCAUCCCAGUCCUGCCCCUUUUUAGCUUUGUGACCCGGGUCCAUGACUCUGCCUCUCUGUCUUCCUCUGCCUCGUGGGAAUGGUAACAGCCCUGCACUGAGGAGGCACUGGGUCCUCCAGGUCAAGGGUUGGCACAGGACUGGGCACACUAUCCCCCCAACUGGUAGCUGGAAGGGUAGAGGCCCCUCUGCCCGUGGAGCCCAUUUCCUGGGUUUUUGGGGAGUGGUGUUGCCUUGCGUGGGUCAGUUCUUACCUCUGCCCUGGUGCUAUCCCACCACACACUGCCCCAGUCGAAGGGACUGUCUCCUCUGUGCAGCCCUUCCCAGUGGGGAGCUGGCAUCCAUCUCUUCUGCCUAAGCAUGUCCUGCUGUAGCCGUGGGUAUCCCUCAUCUGACAUGGGCCCAGUUAUUUCGGCAUUCCUCUCUCUCUCCUGUACCUUCUCACACUGGACCAAGAAGACACUGAGGCAAGGAUACAGCUUGGCCAUUUCUGUUGCUCCCACAGGACCUGGCCAAAGGGCUGAGCAGAGAGUUGAGGUUGUGCUUGGAGACUGGGUGUGAUGGGGAGGGGAGUGGGUAAGAGUCAGACAUACUGGAUGGAAUGGACUGUUUCCUACCUUGGGCGAGUUGUUUUACCUCUCUGAGCGUCAAGUUCCCUCACCUGUAAAACAGAGCUGUGAUCACUUCCCACCUCAGCUGAAGGGGUCAGGAAGGCAGCAGGAGUCCAUAGGUGACUCCUCACUGUGAGGGGACUGGGUGUUCUCCUUUAUGUUGACACAUACUCUACUACCCCCUCAGAAAUAGGGUGAAGUUGUGACCACAUCCUGCCUGGUCAUAAACUACCCCCACCCCAAAUGUUUGGCACUCUGCCUGUGUAUGGCAUGGCAGUCUUAUACGGGACUCCUGGGCAGGUUGUUACAUGCCCUCAGGCCUGCUCGUCUUGGCCCCUCCUCCCUUCCGGUCCCAAUCCGCAGGCCCCCGUCCGGAUGUGGACACUGGGAGUCAGGAAGUGAGGGAAGGGUGUUUCUCAGCUGGAGGCAGUCUUCAUGAUUCAGCAGGCCCUCCCCCAGAGUGCCACUUUCCCAGGAGUGUGGGUGGUGUGAGGAGCCAGAUGGUCAUUAGAGGGCCUGGGGCCUUCCUGUGGGGUUGAACCAUGAUUCCAGUGACGGAGCUCCGCUACUUUGCGGACACACAGCCAGCAUACCGGAUUCUGAAGCCAUGGUGGGAUGUGUUCACCGACUAUAUCUCCAUCGUCAUGCUGAUGAUCGCUGUCUUUGGCGGGACGCUGCAGGUCACCCAGGACAAGAUGAUCUGCCUGCCUUGUAAGUGGGUCACCAAGGACUCCUGCAACGACUCAUUCCGGGGCUGGGUGGCCCCCAGCCCGGAGCCUACCUACCCCAACACGACGCUCCUGCCGACUCCUGACACAGGCCCCACAGGAAUCAAGUACGACCUGGACCGGCACCAGUACAACUAUGUGGAUGCCGUGUGCUAUGAGAAUCGGCUGCACUGGUUUGCCAAGUACUUCCCCUACCUGGUUCUCCUGCACACACUCAUCUUCUUGGCCUGCAGCAACUUCUGGUUCAAGUUCCCCCGCACCAGCUCGAAGCUGGAGCACUUUGUGUCUAUCCUGCUCAAGUGCUUUGACUCGCCUUGGACCACACGGGCCCUGUCAGAGACGGUGGUGGAGGAGAGUGACCCCAAGCCAGCCUUCAGCAAGAUGAACGGCUCCAUGGAUAAGAAGUCAUCCACGGUCAGCGAGGACGUGGAGGCCACCGUGCCCAUGCUGCAGCGGACCAAGUCACGCAUUGAGCAGGGCAUCGUGGACCGCUCAGAGACGGGUGUGCUGGACAAGAAGGAAGGGGAGCAAGCCAAGGCACUGUUUGAGAAGGUGAAGAAGUUUCGAACCCAUGUGGAGGAGGGAGAUAUUGUGUACCGCCUCUACAUGCGGCAGACCAUCAUCAAGGUGAUCAAGUUCAUCCUCAUCAUCUGCUACACUGUCUACUAUGUGCACAACAUCAAGUUUGACGUGGACUGCACUGUGGACAUCGAGAGCCUGACGGGCUACCGCACCUACCGUUGUGCUCACCCUCUGGCCACGCUCUUCAAGAUCCUGGCGUCCUUCUAUAUCAGCCUGGUCAUCUUCUACGGCCUCAUCUGCAUGUACACGCUGUGGUGGAUGUUGCGGCGUUCCCUCAAGAAGUACUCGUUUGAGUCAAUUCGCGAGGAGAGCAGCUAUAGUGACAUCCCCGAUGUCAAGAAUGACUUUGCCUUCAUGCUUCACCUCAUCGACCAGUAUGAUCCGCUCUACUCAAAGCGCUUCGCUGUCUUCCUUUCGGAGGUAAGUGAGAACAAGUUGCGGCAGCUGAACCUCAACAAUGAGUGGACACUGGACAAGCUGCGGCAGCGGCUCACCAAGAACGCACAGGACAAGCUGGAGCUGCACCUAUUCAUGCUUAGUGGCAUCCCUGACACUGUGUUUGACCUGGUGGAGCUGGAGGUGCUGAAGCUGGAGCUGAUCCCUGAUGUGACCAUCCCACCCAGCAUUGCCCAGCUCACUGGCCUCAAGGAGCUGUGGCUGUACCAUACGGCAGCCAAGAUCGAGGCUCCCGCCCUGGCCUUCCUGCGUGAGAACUUGCGGGCACUGCACAUCAAGUUCACUGACAUCAAGGAGAUCCCACUGUGGAUUUACAGCCUGAAGACCCUGGAGGAGCUGCACCUGACAGGCAACCUGAGCGCGGAGAACAACCGCUACAUCGUCAUUGAUGGGCUGCGAGAACUGAAGCGCCUCAAGGUGCUGCGGCUCAAGAGCAACCUGAGCAAGCUGCCACAGGUGGUCACGGACGUGGGCGUGCACCUGCAGAAGCUGUCCAUCAACAAUGAGGGGACCAAGCUCAUUGUCCUCAACAGCCUCAAGAAGAUGGUGAACCUGACGGAGCUGGAGCUGAUCCGCUGUGACCUGGAGCGCAUCCCUCACUCCAUCUUCAGCCUCCAUAACCUGCAGGAGAUCGACCUGAAGGACAACAACCUCAAGACCAUUGAGGAGAUAAUCAGCUUCCAGCACCUGCACCGCCUCACCUGCCUUAAGCUGUGGUACAACCACAUCGCCUACAUCCCCAUCCAGAUCGGCAACCUCACCAACCUCGAGCGCCUCUACCUGAACCGCAACAAGAUCGAGAAGAUUCCCACCCAGCUGUUUUACUGCCGCAAGCUGCGCUAUCUGGACCUCAGCCACAACAACCUGACCUUCCUUCCCGCUGACAUUGGCCUCCUGCAGAACCUCCAGAAUCUGGCCAUCACAGCCAACCGGAUUGAGGCCCUGCCACCGGAGCUCUUCCAGUGCCGAAAGCUGCGGACCCUGCACCUGGGCAAUAACGUGCUGCAGUCACUACCCUCGAGGGUGGGUGAGCUGACCAACCUGACCCAGAUUGAACUGCGAGGCAACCGGCUAGAGUGCCUGCCUGUGGAGCUGGGCGAGUGCCCGCUGCUCAAGCGCAGCGGCCUGGUUGUGGAGGAGGACCUGUUUAACACGUUGCCACCUGAGGUGAAGGAACGGCUCUGGAGGGCCGACAAGGAGCAGGCCUGAGUGCUGGCAACCAGCAGGACCAUGGGGCUGGCCCAGAGCAGACAGCAGCGGGACCACCGAGGAGGUCCUCAGGCCCAGGAGGGCCAGGCUUUGCUCCUCCCAGAAGUCCGGGGAUGGCCAGCCCAGCCUCUUGGUCGGGCAGGAGCCUGGGGCAGGAUGUGAGCUGGGCCAGGGCGAGAGGACAGUGCCUGAGGGGCUGGCCCCUUUUCUUCCUCUGAAACUCAUGCCCCCCCAGGGCAGGCGCCUGUUGGGGGAGAUCAGAGGACUGUGCAGUAUUUGGACAAUCAGGGCCUCCUCACUGGAGGCCAUUUCUGCCCCAGCGGCUGAGCCGACGCCAGAGGUCCAGGGACACCUACUUAGCUCUUGGUAUUUAUUUUUCACUACAUCCCAUCUUCUCCCUCUAGAUAAACAUUCCCAAAGAAGUUCAGCUCAAAUGGAGGGUGUUUAUGGAAGGGUGGGCUGUGUCUCCCCUUUUUCCUUUUUAGUGAUGCCGCUGGCAUUUAAUACCCACCCCGAUUUGAGCAGAGGGGUCCCGGGUGAACCAGCCAUGGAAUGGUCGGUCACCCCCACUGGUGCCGGGCUGGGCUCUGGCAGCACGGCCCAUGGGAGAGCAGGCCGCCAGGUGGUGAGGCCAGGCCUGGGGCUUGCCUCAUCAGUUUUUGUGGCAGUUUCAGAAUUUUUUUUUUUUUUUUAAGUAAAAAGUUUUUUUUUUAAAGCUUUGACAAUGGGUGGUUUGGGUAUUAAGAAGAAAAAAAUUGCUAAAAAAAGAGAGACACUAAAAAAGGCCAGUGAGUUGGAUUCUCAGGGUGGGGUAGCAGUUUCCCUUGAGCAAAGAAGCAAGAAAUUGAAUUGUAUUUCCUUUCCCUGGGGUGUGGGGUGCAGGAUGUCUUCCGAACCUGGUAUGACCUUGGUCUAGUUCUGCUUGUUCCUCUCCUUGCCUGGGGCAGGGUGUUGUUUUUUAAUUUUUUUGGUCUCUUGUUUUCUUUCUUCUCCAUGUGUCUUGGCACUCAUUUCUGUGGCUGUUGGCCAAGGGGAAUGUUCUGGAACUGCCAAUAAGGGAGGAAAAUGAGUCUGGCUAACCCCCAGAUGAUGGUGCUCCAUCUUCCCCUUCCCCGAUGCACCCAGCCCACCCUCCACACACAGUGUUAAGGAGCUGAGAGGAGCUAUUUCACCUGGCCUCUGUUUCCCCACCUCAUGUGUCAUGGGUUUGUCCAGUGCCACCACUAGCCUCAGCUGCUUAUGUCAACCCUGUCACUACCCAGUCCUUCAGAACGGACACUUAGAGGAAGAGUUGGAUGGGGAAGUCACUGCUGACAGGGCAAGCUCCCCAGUUUUUGGUUUGAAGCUAGCUUCUAUCCAGGGCACCCGGCACACAGCACGGUCAGCGCCUAGUGGUGGGAAGCCACCUUGCUUUAGAUCAGUCAGUUGGGCCUUUGUCUUAAAAGGGUCUCCGCCUUAGAGCAAUCACUGAGACACUAAGGUACAUUUUAGCAUCUCGUCUUAAUGAGUAUGUCUGUCUGUCUCUCCACUUGUUUUCUGCGUCGCGUCUUCAGAUGUAACCCUCAGAAAUGAUGCACACUAGCCUCUAACCAUGAAGCAAUCCGUUACUUUUGGGUCUGAACUUGUAGACUCGGUUCAAAUAUCAAAUAAACCUAUAACAGAAAGUAA
Messenger RNA from Loxodonta africana (African savanna elephant), 6780 nucleotides. It is a transcript of the gene LRRC8A, whose product is annotated as leucine rich repeat containing 8 VRAC subunit A. The transcript has 5 exons. The record is from RefSeq and is a predicted model, not a curated record. Lineage: Eukaryota; Metazoa; Chordata; Mammalia; Proboscidea; Elephantidae. The coding region runs from base 2680 to 5112 and encodes 810 amino acids. Gene Ontology annotation, molecular function: protein binding.